AUGACACCCAUGGGGGAGAAGAUGGAUGGGGGCAUCGUUGGCAUCUAUCAGACACCAAAAGAGAACUCUGAGGAGGAAACAACCUACACUCCAAUGCCAGACACCACAGCCAGGACAAUGGAGAGUUUGGAAACUAACCAUUGUUCCAUUGAUGUGAUAAUGAACAGCACACAUAAGCUGGCAUGGGCAGAGUCCAUGGACUAUGACCACACAAGUGUGCAUAGUGUUGGUGACCUGGGGUCCUUCAAGUCCUUUGUCCUUCGUGGGCUCUGGUUGACUGUGGAGGAGGAGAAGGUCCUCUCAUGGCCUGCCCCUUCAGGAGAACAGCCAAUAACCAAAUCUACAACAGAAAAGAAAGGGGGGAAAGAGUGUGUGCGAUCACCAAGCAACACUUGUUCCAACCAAAAAUCAAAAGACAAGAAGAAGAAGAAAGACUCAAUAAUGGACCUGGUCCAGGACACUCCCAUCAGAAGAACCCUGGGCUCGAUCCAUGUGCCACUACAGGACCUGGUGUCUGGUGAUCAGAGAGUUGAUGCCCUGUGCAACCUUGGGGUGCUGCUCACAGAGCAAAGCACCAGGGCCAUGCCACCCCGAGACAAGGACCCAAGUAAGAAAGCCAAACAUGACAAGAAGAAGGAGGACAAGAAAACAAAGUCAAGUGCUGACAGUGCAGGGGGGCAGAAGAAUGUUGCACCACCCUCUAAAAGUAAGGGAAAAGGAUGGAAGGAAAGCCAGGCAGAUUUCCGCAUGGACGACAACUCUGCUCCCAGUCCAAACCAGUUCGAGUCAAUGACUGUGGAGUUCACUGUGCAUCUGCAUAAAUGGCAUUCAGCCUCAGAAGCUCAUCACCUGGCUCACCCAUGAUGAGCCAUCAGCCUAGCUAUUUGUAUAAAGAAAAACAAAAAGUUGGCAUGACAAAUUUGGGGAUUAAAACCAAUUACGAACUCAAAUUGGUCAAGUUUAUGAUAACACAAUGCACCCUUGUUGUCCCUCAUGUUCCUAGUAGCUAUAUCAAAAUAUUGGGAAAUUCCAUUUUCAAAAGUUAAUGGAUCUAAUAGCAGUAACUGGACAUAGUCUACAAAAGUCACAAGGAAUGAAGACUAUCCAAAUGCCAACGCGCAAGGCACGCCCUUCAAGGUUAUAGGAUCAAUCGGUGACAAUACAUGUAAUGCAACUUCUCUUCAGGACAGCGAGGUAACUUGAAUUUAGUAACAAUAGUUGAGUCAAUUCGCAACGAUUCUCUAGACGAAUAGCAUAACUUCUUAAAAACGCGGAUAUGGUAGUAUUUGUAAAGAAUUAUAACUGGAUCAAGCAAAUUAUAAACGGAGUAUUACAACAACAGGUGCUCAAACAUUGAUCGUGCAUCCUUCCCGCUAAGGAUUGUAUGGUGGUAAAUGUCGAACAGCACUUCAGUUCUCUCUGAAACUCACUUCCUAAGUAGGCUACAACUAUUUUGAUGGUCUCUUCGUCAUUGUUUUUAAUAUCAAAACCAUGAGGAUCCUCUUCAGAAACCUACGCCUCAGUAGAUGGUCCAUUGUUAUUGGGACUGCGUUGGUGUCAUUGAUUGGUGUCAUCUUUAUGACGAUGGACGUCAAUGUCUCACUAACAUAUAGGGGAG
Messenger RNA from Oncorhynchus gorbuscha (pink salmon), 1618 nucleotides. RefSeq lists its product as uncharacterized. NCBI's taxonomy places the organism in Eukaryota, Metazoa, Chordata, Actinopteri, Salmoniformes, Salmonidae. The transcript has 7 exons. The coding region runs from base 1 to 864 and encodes 287 amino acids. The record is from RefSeq and is a predicted model, not a curated record.